Molecule: messenger RNA, 1713 nt
Organism: Anopheles marshallii
Lineage: Eukaryota; Metazoa; Arthropoda; Insecta; Diptera; Culicidae
Product: forkhead box protein O1-like
Exons: 3
Coding region: 1-1713 (570 amino acids)
Biological process (GO): regulation of transcription by RNA polymerase II; anatomical structure morphogenesis; cell differentiation
Molecular function (GO): RNA polymerase II cis-regulatory region sequence-specific DNA binding; DNA-binding transcription factor activity, RNA polymerase II-specific
Source: RefSeq, a predicted model, not a curated record
AUGUUACCGUACAGCUCGUAUGCCGCUGCGAUACAGCAGAUACAAAGUCUAAACCACGAUUUGGCACUGUUCAGUCAGCACGGCGCUCGGUACCUGCAGCACCCUGAGCACAGCGCGGCUACCCUGGGUAAUUCGUACUUUGGAUUGAACAAUUGGUCAUUGCCAUUUUCGUUCCUGAAAUCCGUCCAUCGACCGGAAAAGCCACCCUUUUCCUACAUCGCUCUCAUUGCAAUGGCGAUCAGCAGUGCGCCGAACCAGCGGUUAACGCUCAGUGGCAUCUACAAGUACAUUAUGGACAACUUCCCGUACUAUCGCGAAAAUCGCCAGGGCUGGCAAAACUCCAUCCGGCACAAUCUCUCGCUGAACGACUGUUUCAUUAAGGUGCCGCGGGACAAGACUGGUACCGGCGGUAAAAACCAGCAGGCAGACGAUUCAUCGUCUACCGGUGAUGCUGGUGGUGGCGGUACCGGAGCAGGUGGUAAAGGCAGCUACUGGAUGCUAGACCCAUCGGCCAACGAUAUGUUUGAGCAGGGCAAUUACCGGCGCCGACGUACCCGCCGACAGCGCAACGCCAAAUUGAUCCUGAACGGCCACUUUCAGGGUUCUCCGUUUGCUUUGGCCUUUCCACCGAGCGGUCCGUCGGUGGGAGAUUUUAUGAGUACGUCGACGGUUCCGCACCUGCCGCACGGAACCAUCGGUGGCAAUAGACGAAACGAGGGCACCACCGAUCUUCAUCAUCUGAUAGUGCGAAAUGAUUUGAUACAACCGUCGGCCGAACUGGUGGAUCCGGGUGUGCUUUUGCUUGGUUCCGGUUGCUACCAUCACCAAUCUGCCUAUGUCCACGGGGCAUCAUCAACAUCAUCAGCAGCGCUACUGUCCGGGCUGGUAGGUGAUGCCGCAUCUUCCCCCGGCGCAACUUCAUUAGCCGAUAAGAACGUUCGGGACGAAGGAAAACCGGGUGGCAGUUGGACUCCUCCGGGAUGUCACAUCAAGCGCUGCGUUGACGAAAAGACUCCCACGGGAGACAGAGAUGAAGUUAACGAAGAAUUCACGGAAUACCCAUCGAACGGGACACUUUCCGAGGGGGAGUACGAAAAUGAACUUAGCGCAUUAAAUCCUGCCGGCGAGCGUCAUCCUUCAGUGCAACGCACACGAAGCAGGAAAAGUGAUAAUUGCUUAGACCAACAACAGUUCCCUGCGUCGGUACGCUUGACGGCUCACUCUCUGGACGCUUUUCUUCUCGGCGAGCUGAGUGGUUUGCGUGUACGGGGCUGUGAGCUAACGUCACCGUUUUCGUACACCAACGCCCCCAUUGUCACCAGCCCCGAUGGGCAAAGUUCCAACUCGGGCGAGAUGUACGGAACGGUCAGUCCGGAUCAAACGGGAUUUACUUCACCCUGUGACGGUUUGUGUACACCUGAAAGCGCAUCGAAACUGACACUUCCGAUGCCGGCAGGAGUCAGCGGUGAGAUCUGUACCUUCGUACCGUCGGCAUACACAUCAUCAUCCGCAGCACGGCCCGAGUCCUGCAGGCCGGGCGUUACGAAGGGUCCCAGUGCAAACAAUCCACGCCAGCCGGCGUCUGUCCGUCAGCGCGAAAGCCCGAAAGUUGGAUCACCGGUUGCAGCGAUGGAGCGGUUCGUACUAGGCACGAAAGUCGGUGGCUUAAAGUCGAGCAAUUUCACCAUCGAAAGUAUUAUGCGAAGGGACUAA